Molecule: messenger RNA, 759 nt
Organism: Iphiclides podalirius (scarce swallowtail)
Lineage: Eukaryota; Metazoa; Arthropoda; Insecta; Lepidoptera; Papilionidae
Source: the annotation of a GenBank genome assembly
AUGCGACACGCCACCAGUACGACAGAAAAACAGACGCACAGUUCAGCGGACGCUUUCCGCAACGGCCAUAGUCGCACAUCGUACGCCGUGGGCGCGCCGCCUGCGCCGCCACGCGACGGACCCGAUACGACCUCGCGUAACGAUCGCGGAACGACGCGCGGCGACGCACCUUACGCUCCCCUCGUCAAAGUCGCGAGGAUGUCGCUGCCCCGGUCGGUCGGGCGGCCGUCCACGGAGCGGUGCCUGACGUUGCGGGUUGUUGCAGUGACGCCCCCGCUCGGCGCGUACCCUCAACCGCAGCCGCCCCAGGGGCCCUUCCUGCCGGCGCCGCCCCACCAGGCCGCACCGCAGUACGGAGUUGCCGGCGGUGGUCCGUACAGCGUGACGUUCGGCGGCGCCGGCGCGGGCGCUGGCGGCGUGUACGCUCCCCCGCCCUACGACCAGCUGCAGCACCACCAGGCGAUACCGGCGCUCAGCCAACAGCUGCCGAUGUACAGUCCGGCUGCGGCGAUGUACGCGGCGGCGGCGGGCUACCCUGGCUACAUCGGCUACCCCGUGCAGUACUACCCUUACUACCCGACAGCCAUGCAGCCCUCCAUCCAACCGCUGCGCCCCACCAUCAUGAUACCGCAGAACGGGUUCGAGGCCGGCGGGCGCUUCGAGGGGCUGGCGCAGACGCUGCUGCCGCCGGCGCCGCCCGGCGUGCCGCCCUCGCCCGCGCACCUCGCCGCGCUCCAGCCCCACCAAGUGCUGUGGCGU